Messenger RNA from Plasmodium reichenowi, 747 nucleotides. RefSeq lists its product as hypothetical. The transcript is spliced from 7 exons. The record is from RefSeq and is a predicted model, not a curated record. NCBI's taxonomy places the organism in Eukaryota, Apicomplexa, Aconoidasida, Haemosporida, Plasmodiidae. The coding region runs from base 1 to 747 and encodes 248 amino acids.
AUGAAUUUAUUUUCUCCUGUUGUCUUUCUCUUGUUAAUAUUUCUAUUAUCAUAUAACGGUUCAUAUGCUAACUAUAACAUAAAAACGAUAAAAUUAAUAUUUGAAUCGAGGGAUAAGGAAAGCAGCAAGGUUAUAUCUUUAUAUGGUGAAAAAGACUCAUUUGUUUGUAGGAGUGAAAAUAAUGAAUACAUAAGAAUUCAAGAUGAUAAAACAAUAAUAAAUAAUUUAAAUAUAUAUGGAAUUAUUCAUACAAAUGAUUUAUUAUAUUUUGAAAAAGAACAAUGGAAAUUAUAUUAUAUGGAGACUUUUGAUGUGAAAAAUGAAUCAUGGACCCCCUCCGAAUAUAGUACGUGUGGAAAUUCACCAGAUACAUUUCUUGGUGGACCUUGUAAAUUUGCAGCAACUGAAGCAUAUAAUAAGAUUAAAAAUUUACCAAAACAUAAAGAAUUAAAAAUAAAACUAAGAAUUCAUUUCUUCGACUUAUGGGAAGAUGAUUCUCUCUUUUUACAAGUUGAUAAUAAAACAAUAUGGACUCAUUCCCAUAGAUCAUGUGUAUCCAAAGACUGUUUUUCUGGAAUAAACAUUUGUGGGCAAAAUAUUCCAGACCGUUUAUCACUACCCGUGGAUAUGGAGUUUUUGCAUACCUCAGAUACAUUAAACAUACUAGUAGGAUCCACUUUAAAAAAAAACACUAACCCUUGUGAGACUUCAUGGGGAAUAGACGAUUUAGUAAUAUACUAUAAAUGA